UUCAGCGGCCAUGUUUGAUGUUUAUUUGAAUUUUGGAUAAAAACAUCUCUUAUCAUCUGUAGUUAUAGUGUGCUGUCUGUUUUUUUUUAAAGCUAAACGCAAUUUGACAAAGUUCUUUUUACCAUGGGUGAUUCUGACAGUGAAAAUAUCCAUAGCAUGGGAUUUUUGGACAGACUAGAAAUAGAGAAUUUCAAGUCUUACAAAGGAAAACAUGUAAUAGGGCCAUUUAAAAAGUUUACUGCUAUCAUUGGACCAAAUGGUUGUGGAAAAUCUAAUUUAAUGGAUGCUAUAAGUUUUGUGUUUGGUGAGAAAACAUCCAGUCUUCGUGUUAGGACUGUUAAGGAUCUAAUUCAUGGUGCACCAAUCAAUAAACCAGUUUCAAGCACUGCAUCAGUAAAAGCUGUUUAUUGUGAAAAUGAUGGAUCUGAAAUUUCCUUUACUCGAAGAAUUAUUGGUAGUGGGACAGAAUAUCGAAUUGACAAGAAUGUGGUGCCUCCUGCUGAGUACAACAAAAAGCUUAAAUCCAUUGGAAUCUUUGUAAAAGCUAAAAAUUUUUUAGUUUUUCAGGGAGCUGUGGAAUCCAUUGCUAUGAAGAACCCAAAAGAACGAACACAGAUGUUUGAAAAGAUCAGCGGAUCAGGAGAACUUGUCUCUCAAUAUGAGACCAAGAAACAAGAGAUGCAGCAAGCAGAAGAAGAUACGACUUUCAAUUAUCAAAAAAAGAAGGGAAUCAUGGCUGAAAGAAAAGAAGCCAAGGCAGAAAAAGAUGAGGCUGAAAAAUAUCAGAAGUUGGUCAAAGAAUAUAAUGACAAUAAACUAGAGGCUCAUCUGUUCAAACUGUAUCACAAUAAGAAGGAUAUUGAAGCUUUAAAUACAAGUUUAGAUAACAGUAACAACGCCCUGUCAACCUUGUUAGAAAAACGCAGGCGAGUUGAAAAUGAGUUGAAAGGCAAAAAGAAAGAGCAAGGGGAGAUAUCAAGAAAACAUGCUGUGUUAGACAGAAAGAUCAAAGAUAAGGAAAAUGAACUUGGAGAAUUAAGACCGAUUUAUAUUAAAGCAAAGGAAAAUACAACACACGUUACCCAGAGACUUGAAACAAAACGGAAAGCACUGGCAAAAGCUCAGAACGUUCACAAGAGACACAAAGAUGAGAUCAAGCAUCUACAGAAUGAGCUGCAAGAAGUCAGCGAUCGUGCUCAGCAAUAUGAAGAAGAAAUUGCUGAGGAAAGUCAGAAAGAGGAUAUGGAGCUAAUGUCUUCUCAACUUGAAGAGUACAAUAGUUUGCGUGAAAGAGUUGGAAUACAAUCUUCUAUUCUUCGUGAAGACUUGAAUAAGAUCAAUCGUGAUCAAAAAUCAGAGGAAGAAGAUCUUGAACAAGCAAGACAACAACAGGCUGAUUUAACAGCGGAGGAAAAUAGAUUAAAUGAUGAAAUCCACCAACUGGUCGAACGAAAGCAAAAGCUUCUGGAUUAUAUCAGAACAAAUGAAGAAAGACUGAGAAAAGAUGAAGGUGAAGCGGAAACACUUGAGCAGCUUAUCAGCGGUGCUGAGCAGAGGUAUCAAGAACUUAAUGACAAAGCAAACGAAUAUCAAUCGAAAAUUAACGAGUCCAAGGUUGACAAGAACGAGAAUAUAAGAUACCAAAAAAAACAAGAAUUGUUGGACAGUCUGAAACGAUUGUUUCCUGGUGUUUAUGGUUGCCUUAUUGAUCUUUGCGAACCCGUUCACAAGAGGUAUAAUAUUGCUAUCACCAAAGUACUUGGUAAAAACAUGGAUGCUGUUGUUGUUGAUACUGAGAAGACUGGUAAAGAAUGCAUUCAGUACAUUAAAUCCAAGAAUGGUGAUCCAAUUACAUUUCUUCCUUUGGACACUAUUCAAGUGAAAGCAUUGGAUGAAAAAUUGCGUCAAAUAGGCGGAACUGCAAAGCUUGUUAUGGAUGUUAUCCGCUGUGAACAACCUCCAGUGAAGCGGGCACUCCUUUUUGCAUGUGGUAAUGCUCUUGUGUGUGACAGUGUUGGGGAAGCUAGAAAGUUUGCGUUUAGUGGUCAGGAGAGAAGAAAAACCAUUUCUCUUGAUGGCACCAUGUUCCAGAAAUCCGGAGUCAUUUCAGGAGGAGCGAGUGAUUUACGUUCUAAAGCCAAGAGAUGGGAUGAGAAGAAUGUCGAAGCGAUGAAAAAGAAACGGAACGAUUGUUUAUCUCAGUUGAAAGAAGUUGCAGCUGACAGACGAAAGAGACCAACUUUGGAUAAUAUCAAGUCCCAAGUUGUAGGUUUACGAACAAGAUUGCAAUAUACUCAACGUGAAGUGGAGUCAAAUGAAAAACGACAACGUGAUGCGACAAUGCAAGUUGAUCUUGGAAGACAAAACGUGCAAUCUCUCAAGCCCAAAAUAGAGAAAUAUGAGCAAUCGCUCAGCGACAGAAAGAAGUCGAUUGAGAAAGUUCAGGAGAGAAUAAAAAAUAUGGAAGAUGAGAUUUUCCAAGAUUUUUGUCAGUCAAUUGGCGUUGAUAAUAUAAGACAAUAUGAGGAGAAGCAACUGAAGACCCAAAAAGAAAGGUCAGAGCGACGAUUGCAGUUUUCAAAUCAAAAAUCCAAGUUAAGAAGUCAGCUUCAGUACGAGCAGGGUCGUGACACUAAAGCACCCGUGAAAAAACUUCUAAAGGAUAUCGAAGCUGAUGAGAACAACAUUGUAAAACUAAAACAAAAUGAAAAGAACGAACUGGAGGCUAUAAACAAAGAAACAGAUGCUGUUAAUAAGUUACGCCUGGAACAGCAAGCAAUGAAGUCACAACUGGAUGAAAAGGAACUUCAAGUGAAAGAUGUGAGAAAAACAUUGAAUAAUCAAGCAAAAGACGUAGGAAACAAACAGAAAGAAAUUACAUCAAUUGAAGCAGAAUUGGAACAGAAGAGAAGUGAACGACAUGGCACCCUAAAGACCUGCAAGCUCGAUAAUAUUCCGCUACCCUUUCGCCGAGGAAGCAUGGAAGACAUAGAACUGUCUGGUUCAGGAUCAAGUCAAACCGAUACAACAGACCAAACAGACUCUAUGGAUACUGAGCAAGAUGUCAGUGAGGGAACCCGUGCAUUACUUCGAGAAUUAGAUAAUAUUCAGUUAGACUACCAUAGUUUGAGAAGAGAUCUUAAAAAUAUCAAGGGUGCAUCAGACGUUCGAAAUAUGGAGAAAGACAUUUUUGAUAAACUAAGCAAGUUAGAGACAACAUUGCAAAGAAUCCAAGCUCCUAAUAUGAAGUCAAGGGAAAAAUUCGAAGGUGCAACGAGUCGAUUACAAGAAACAAGCGAACUUUGUGAUAGAUCAAGAGAGAGAUCAAGACAGUCAAAAAUGGAUUUCGAAAAAGUUCGACGCAACAGGUACGAAAGGUUUAUGUUAGCAUUUGAUCAUGUUGCGAAUAACAUCGACGAGAACUACAAGAAACUUUCGAAUAAUCCCAGUGCACAGGCAUUUCUAAGUCCAGAAAACGCAGAAGAACCUUAUUUAGAGGGUAUAAACUACAGCUGUGUUGCACCUGGGAAAAGAUUCCGACCUAUGGACAAUCUAUCAGGUGGCGAAAAGACCGUUGCUGCACUUGCUUUGCUUUUCUCAAUACGGAGUUGUCAACCAGCACCUUUCUUUGUCCUGGAUGAGAUAGAUGCUGCCUUGGAUAACACAAAUAUCAAUAAUGUUUCCUCAUAUAUCGAGAAACAAACUGAAAACAAGUUCCAAUGUAUCGUUAUCUCGUUAAAAGAAGAAUUCUAUUCCAGAGCACAGGCAUUAAUUGGAAUUACAUGUGAACCUGACCAAGAAUGCACAGUCAGCCGGGUGUUUAGUUUGGACUUGACUAAAUAUUCUGAUAGUUAAUAUUGAAGGUGGUUGUUAUGAAUUAAACACCUAGUUCUUGUUUAUCGAAUGUUAACUUGUUUUCAAAGUAUGAUUGAACAUCGCAAUGGACAAAUAAAGACUAUGCAAAGGCAAUUUACAUUGUAAGCAAUGCAUGUAGUUCAGAUUUUCGUAAUUUUUAAGAGAUAUUUAGCUCGCAAAUGUGCAAGCAAUAAAUUUACAUACGCUAUCUGGUCAUUUCCAGAUCUCGGCUUUUGUAAGAUUUCUGUAACGAGAAAAACUUCAUUUUCAAAUACUUCUGUCUCAUCGUUACAUACAGUCAGUCAUACUUUGAAAAGCAAAUAGUCUUAUGUAAAAACAAUGUAGUUUGGUUGUAAAAGUUAAUAUGUUUUAUUCAUAUACUUGUGGUAUUGAAAAUUGUGGCUACUAAUCGAUUGGUCGACCGACUUACGAUUAUUAUGAACAACUAACUGAGCGUAAGGUCUAAUGGUAAAAUAUCAAACCGCCUGGUGAUACCAACCAUCUCCCCUUAUGGAUGUUAUAACGCGGACAAUUCGGGAGAGUUCUUCGGAUAGAAACUGGCUUUCAUACUUCUAAGGCAGCUUGAAAUUCGUGUAUAUCGCACCUGGUACGCCAGCCUUCGCAUGCUUCGAACAAAGCAUUGUUGUUUUAAUUUUCUUUUUGUUCAUCUUUUUCAUAUUAAUUGUCCCUUAGGCCUGGGUUAUACGUCGCAUUUUGGUCGCGUCGAAUGCAAUUCAAACAAUCGAUAAUGAGAUGAUAAACCUACCAUAUCUCAUUAAAAAGCCACGCAUGCAUGUCAGGGUUGACAGAUUACUGAAAAAAGAAGCCAAACAUUCUUAUAGUCGGGCUUUUGAUUCCUUUGUUUCAAGCAAAGAAACAACGAUUAUGGUAAUAAUAUUUGGCCAAUUUAUUCACUCUGAUGCAUGCAUUACAAAUUUCAAUAGACACGUGGUGCAGGUAAAAUGAAAUAUUUAGCUCUCAUUCAAAUUUGAGGCAUCAUUUGAGUACUGCUCUUAGAAGCAAGAAGACAAGUCACUUUUAUGCGCGUAUGUUGCCACUAAUAUGUUAUCAAUUCCCGUCUUUUUAUCGGCGAUACGUAUGCAGUAUCUCUGGUUCCAUGCAGUCGGUGUAAAACAGGUAAUAUGUCUUUUGCUUUACCAUUAUGUGUUUGCUUUAACGAGAGAUUUGAUCGAAUGUUGCCGUCAUUUGAUUUAGUCCAACUCGUCACUCGUGUAUUGAGGUGUGUCCACCUUCUAGAAUCUAUUAUAUGACGCGUUUUUUAUCUGUUUCACGCAGAGUUCUGACGACUUGAAGCUGUAAGCUAGACAACAAAACUCGUGAACAAGAGAUUGAUGACCGUUGAAUUGUGCCUGACACUACGCAAGAUAACUCGCCUUUUAAGAGAGAGCACGACUAGCUUUUUCUCGAAGCAAUAUUGGUAAAUUGAAAAAGGUACAAAUAUACGAUUUAUGUGAAAAUACAAGUGUGUGGAUGUCGCGCAAUCCAUAGCGGUUAUGCCGCUAACCUUAGCAAACAAAUUAUAUCUUUGAAUUGAAUUAAAGACCGUAACUGGAAACUAACGUUGCCUUGUAUUCUUUUUAGGCAGAGUUUAUAAAAGAUUAACAGUUAGACUGAUCUGAUCUAGAGGAAGCCUAAAUGUAGCCGCCACCGAAAAAUAUAGUUUGGUUGAAAUUGCCCGAGAUGGCUCGCGGUUUGAAGAGACAGCAAGUCCAAAGCUGCUCUUCAACUCUUGAUGAUGAAGUGAACAGGUUGUGAUUUAGCGAGCAAUUUGAAACCACGAUGAAAC
Molecule: messenger RNA, 5662 nt
Organism: Dendronephthya gigantea
Lineage: Eukaryota; Metazoa; Cnidaria; Anthozoa; Malacalcyonacea; Nephtheidae
Product: structural maintenance of chromosomes protein 1A-like
Exons: 44
Coding region: 124-3855 (1243 amino acids)
Biological process (GO): sister chromatid cohesion
Cellular component (GO): chromosome; cohesin complex; nucleus
Molecular function (GO): protein binding; ATP binding; DNA binding
Source: RefSeq, a predicted model, not a curated record